Molecule: messenger RNA, 1928 nt
Organism: Mugil cephalus (flathead mullet)
Lineage: Eukaryota; Metazoa; Chordata; Actinopteri; Mugiliformes; Mugilidae
Gene: alp3
Product: alkaline phosphatase 3
Exons: 11
Coding region: 40-1656 (538 amino acids)
Biological process (GO): dephosphorylation
Cellular component (GO): plasma membrane
Molecular function (GO): alkaline phosphatase activity
Source: RefSeq, a predicted model, not a curated record
GCUUGUUGUGGAGGUCAGAGCUUCAGCUUCAUCCUGGCCAUGGAGUCGACAAGGCUGACCAGCUCUGUUUUCUUUCUGCUUGUGGUGUUUACGUUGUCCAACGCCAAGGUUGCGGAGGAGGAUCCAGAGUUCUGGAGGUCUCAGGCCAGGAAGACCCUGCAGUCAGCGCUGGACAGGAAACUCAACGAAAAUGUUGCUAAGAACAUCUUGUUUUUCCUUGGAGAUGGUAUGGGAAUCACAACGUACACCGCUGCUCGUAUCCUCAAGGGACAGCUGCAGAACCAGACGGGGGAGGAAACAGUGAUGACCAUGGACACCUUCCCCAGUGUGGGGCUGGCUAAGACCUACAGCGUGGACUUCCAGAUCCCGGACAGUGCAGCCACGGCCACGGCGUACCUUUGCGGAGUGAAGACCAACCUGAACACUGUAGGGGUGAACGCGGCGACUCGCAACGGAGCCUGCAAAACUCAGAAGGGCAACGAGGUCACGUCUAUCCUGAAGUGGGCCAAAGAUGCGGGUAAGUCCGUUGGCAUUGUAACAACUACGCGUGUGCAGCAUGCCACUCCUGCAGCCGCUUACGCCCACAGCGCCAGCAGGUCGUGGUACAGUGAUGCCGACAUGUCUGAUGCUGCCAAGCUGGAAGGCUGCACCGACAUUGCUUCGCAGCUCAUUGAAAACACAGACAUCGAUGUGAUCAUUGGUGGCGGCAGGAAGUACAUGACGCCUAGCGGCACCAAGGACCCAGAGUACCCCUGGGAUUACGGCUCCAGGGGCAAAAGGAAGGAUGGACGCGACCUAAUCACUGAGUGGCAGAAUUUAAAAACCGGAAAGAAGGCCCACUACGUGUGGAAUAAAUCGGAUUUCGACGCUGUUGACCCUGAAACCACCGACUACCUCAUGGCCCUUUUUGAACCCGGCGAUCUCCACUUUGAGGAAGACAGGAACCCAAGCAUGGAUCCAUCCAUCGUUGAGACAACAGAGAAGGCCAUCCGCAUCCUGCAGAAAAACCCUAAAGGCUUCUUCCUGCUAGUGGAGGGCGGCCGUAUCGACCAGGCUCAUCAUGCGGGCCGGGCGUACAUGGCGCUCCACGAGACGGUUGCUUUCGACUACGCCAUCGCCAAGGGCCUUGAACUGACCAAGGAGGAGGAAACUCUCACCGUAGUAAUGGCUGACCACUCCCAUCCUGUUACCUUCAACGGAUUCCCAUUUAGGGGCCAGAGCAUCCUGGGUAAAUCUCCACUUUGGGCCACCGACUUCUUGCCUUUCACAACGCUGAUGUACGGCAACGGACCUGGGCACAAAAUCAGUAACGGCAAACGCCCCGACAUCCGCAACGUCACCACCAAAGCUAAAGACUACGUCCAGCUGUCUGCAGUGCCCUUACAGUCUACCACCCACAGUGGAGAGGAUGUGGCAGUGCUGGCCCGUGGACCCAUGGCCCAUCUCUUCCAGGGCGUCCAGGAGCAGAACUACAUCGCCCAUGCCAUGGCCUAUGCCGCCUGCGUGGGCGCUGACCUGAGGCACUGCCAGGGGCAGACUGAACCACCUGUGGGUCAGACCACAACCAGCGGCGACAUGAACGGGGCCCGGGCAGUUGGAGCCUCCACAGCUUUGCUUGGCAGCCUCAUCAGCGCACUGCUGGUCCUUCAGUUCUGAUUUAGAAAUUAAUUUAUUUACAUUAAUAAAUUUUCCCUUUUCCUAAAUGAGGCCUGACUGACAUGAGCUUACAGUUGGAGGCUGGGCUCAUAUAGGCUGACUGUCAAAGACAUAUGACAGCCUGUGUGGCUUCUUCUAUGCUACCACUACUGAGCACUUUGAUUCGAAGACAGAGAAUCAAACUAGACACCAGAAAGACUCACUGUAGUAAGAAAAGCCAUUAAAGAACAGCGUGAUCCCUGCAUUACAUUAAUAAAGUAUUCUAUUCUAUA